Suillus clintonianus is the source of this 681-nucleotide messenger RNA. RefSeq lists its product as uncharacterized. Bases 1 to 681 code for a protein of 226 amino acids. The transcript has 2 exons. Lineage: Eukaryota; Fungi; Basidiomycota; Agaricomycetes; Boletales; Suillaceae. The record is from RefSeq and is a predicted model, not a curated record.
AUGGCCAACUUCACGGAGAUCUGUGUUCUUCGCUGUCAGACAAAUGCCCUUAAGGCCAUCCUCCCGCAGUUUGACACAGACAACACUCUACAUCCGCAUGGCUCAUUCAAUGUUGGUGAUGGUUAUAUUUUGCUUCGUGGUUGGGAUAAAAAGCCUCGACAGGCUCCUCGUCUCGAAGCUGCGGUUAUUUCAGACUUCCUACGUCGUCCCGCACCAAAAUUCAGAAGGUGGUCACGUCUUCGGCUUCCUAACGGCCAAAUUGCCCGAUCGGCUUGGAAAGAAAAAGAGUCCUAUGCCGAGAAUGUCCGCAUGUCUCGCAAUGUCAAGGUACUGAUUCCCACUGACGACGAACCAGAAGAUGGUGACGACGAAUUAUACGACAUGGAAGAGCGACAUCGUCUCCGAUGGGAAAAUGUUGCCCUUAUUUCUGUUUACUCCCCACCAGAUGCGGAGCUUCUCGAGUUCUCCCAUGGAACAUUAUGGUUGUGCACUCAUGAAGGUAACAACGGCCUGCAAAUCAUCAAUGUUAAAACAAUCACGGCUGUUGUUGCCAUGAUCCCACAUCGCCCUACUCUACCUUCUGGUAUCACCGAAGACAGAUUUUUCAUGGUGGAGAAAGCUGGGCUUGAUGUUACACUUACUGGCGUUGAAGUCGAAGAAGAUCACCCGGAGGACUUGUAG